Molecule: messenger RNA, 255 nt
Organism: Trichophyton rubrum CBS 118892
Lineage: Eukaryota; Fungi; Ascomycota; Eurotiomycetes; Onygenales; Arthrodermataceae
Exons: 3
Coding region: 1-255 (84 amino acids)
Source: RefSeq, a predicted model, not a curated record
AUGGAGACAUCCACACGUGAAAGGCUUCGUUACCACGCUGGGGACGUUGAGAUGACAGGACCACAUAGUCGCAUCAAAUGCAGCCGCAGCUCAGAAUCGGAACGCCAGUCAAGCCCAAACAUCGGUUCAAUAGCAGAGCCAGUGUCCAAGCGUUUGGAAGAUGAAUCAGAGCCUCCUGUCGAGGCUGUCGUCGUCUGUGAAAUGGAUGUAGGAUCCAUGAUGUCCCAGCUUCAGCAACUUAGAUUCUCAGUUUGA